This is a messenger RNA of Phascolarctos cinereus (koala), 3070 nucleotides long. It is a transcript of the gene B4GALT1, whose product is annotated as beta-1,4-galactosyltransferase 1. Gene Ontology annotation, cellular component: Golgi apparatus. Gene Ontology annotation, molecular function: cytoskeletal protein binding; beta-N-acetylglucosaminylglycopeptide beta-1,4-galactosyltransferase activity. Gene Ontology annotation, biological process: protein N-linked glycosylation; carbohydrate metabolic process. NCBI's taxonomy places the organism in Eukaryota, Metazoa, Chordata, Mammalia, Diprotodontia, Phascolarctidae. The record is from RefSeq and is a predicted model, not a curated record.
CUCCCACCCCUCCUGGCCAGCCCUCGCCGGCGCCUCCAAGCUGCCCACCCCGUUUUUAAGAAGGGGGGAGGGGAGGGGGUCGCGUCAGGAUGAAGGAGCCGCUGCUCGGGAGCAUGGCCAUGCCGGGCAAGUCCCUGCAGAAGGCUUGCCGGCUGCUCGUGGUCUUCUGCGCCCUGCACCUCCUCGUCACGCUCUUCUACUACUUGUCGGGCCGCGAUUUCGACGUCCUGCAGCUCUUCUCCAAGCACCAGCAGAGCCAGGAGGGCCGCGGCUCCGUGCCGGUGACCGUGACCGAGGUCGCCCGAGAGGCGCUGGCAGCCUCGAUGGCGGCGGGGUUGGAGAAGCCGGCCGGAGACCCGGCGCCGCAGCCCGAGGAGGCCACGGAGAGCAUGGAGACCGGGCCGCCCGGCAAAGUCCGGCCGCUGCCCAGCUGCCCGGACCCCUCGCCGCUGCUGGUUGGCCCAUUAAAGGUGGAAUUUCUUCGCCCUGUGAAUCUGGAAACCAUAGAAAAAGAAAAUCCUAAAUUGAGGAAAGGAGGUCGAUUUGCCCCAGAGGACUGCACAGCACUUCAAAAAGUGGCCAUUAUUAUCCCCUUUAGGAACCGAGAUGAACACCUUCGUUAUUGGCUUUAUUAUCUCCACCCCUUUCUGCAGCGGCAGCAGCUGGAUUACGGGAUAUAUGUGAUAAAUCAGGAUGGUGAAGAAACAUUCAAUCGUGCAAAGCUUCUGAAUGUAGGCUUUCAAGAAGCCUUGAAGGAAUAUGACUAUGACUGCUUUGUAUUUAGUGAUGUAGAUCUGAUACCUAUGGAUGACAGGAACACCUACAGGUGUUUCGAGCAGCCCCGGCACCUCUCUGUGUCAAUGGAUAAAUUUGGAUUUAGCUUACCUUAUAACCAGUAUUUUGGAGGUGUCUCUGCUUUAAGUAAAGAACAAUUCCUCAAAAUAAAUGGAUUUCCUAAUAACUAUUGGGGUUGGGGAGGUGAAGAUGAUGAUAUUUAUAACAGAUUAAUUUAUAAAGGCAUGUCUAUAUCACGCCCAAAUGCUAUCAUUGGAAAAUGUCGGAUGAUCCGCCAUUCAAGAGACCAAAAAAAUGAGCCCAAUCCACAAAGAUUUGACAGAAUUGCACACACUAGGCAGACCAUGAACUCUGAUGGUUUGAACUCACUUAAAUACCAACUUAUGGAAAUUCAGAAAUACCCUCUGUAUACCAAAAUCACAGUGGAUAUUGGGUCACCAAGUUAGCAUCUCAGUGAGCUCAAUAAAAGACAACAGUCAAGGACUCAUGUUGACUUUCUUUGUAAACUUGCUGGAAUUUUUUCCAUUUUUGCCUUCUGUUUUACUACAAUCAGAAUGAACAGGAAUGCCUCGUGUAAUUAUUCAAAAACUUUUCCAAAUCACUAGGACGAGUGGGACUUCUUGCCCCCAACUUGACUCAGCACACGACUUUUCUAGCUGUAAGUUUUAGAGACUGUAUAUAAGUAUUGUUGGUUAUUUAUACCCUUGUUGGAGACUAUCUGAUUAUGGUUCUUAACAGGUUACCCUGCAAAAGUUGACAAUUGUGAACAGCUAAAAAUCACUGCGUUCUAGCUUCAGUGAUUGGUGGUUAAUUCCCAAGGAUCAAUCUGCCAAAUUUUCAUGUAAUAUAGAAGAAUUUUGCUUUAAAUUUGUUGUAAUAUUUAAUUUUAUGAAGGACUGGAAAAUGCUGCUAAAAUUGGUUUACAAGUUUACACUUUGGGAAAUCAGUUGCCAGGUCCCAACCAGCUAGUAAGGGCUAUGGCCCUUUAAGAACCAAAGGAGGUAUUAGAAAAAGUCCUCGUGGGGCUGCUGAAAAGCCCUCCCCUUUUGCAGUUCCUACUUUAGUCUUUAGUUGGCAUCAUCUGUAGUUCUCCUAUGUCAUUCAACAGCCUGACCUGACUCUAACCUCUACCUUCCUCAUUACUGACUCUUCCUCAUCCUCAUUCCUUUCCUAUUUUCCUUCCUUUGCUGCUGGGAUCUUAGGUCUCUUGCUUCCAAAUUGUGCCUUGACUGAAUCUGCUUGGCUGGCCUUGUCAGAUUAGUCCCUUGUACCUUCUCCCAAUAUAGGUGGAUUCAUUAGUACUUGACUUGAACAUUGCUCUUUUUCUUCCUCGUGCCACAAGUAAGCCUGGUUGACUCAAUGGUUCCAAAUGGAUCUUUCUUGCCUUCUUCUGGCACUGGCACCAGUGAAACCUGUCUGUUCCAGAGCUCCGACAUGGUUUAUUGUAGACAUAGACUGGUCACAUUGCUUACUGGUAUAGAGGCUCUCACAGUUCCUUUCGUGCAUUACAGGCCUAAAAAUGGGAGAAUUCUAGCUGUUAGGGGUCUGAUUUGAGGACAAAUUUGCCCUUCAGUCUUGGCCAAAGAGUCUUGUGAUUUUCUGAUUCCAGGUUCAGAUGCCCACCCAGUCUGCAUCUCCCCAUCAGCCCACUAGCUUCCUGUACCAAUAUUCUCCUUGAAAGAUUGAACAGGAAAACUGAGGAACUUUCCAGUUUUUCAGAGCUUUACUGUAGCUCUUCAUGCACCUCUUAACACAUAAACUUUUCCAUAGACUAUCUCUAAAUGGGAUUCUCUUCAAUUGCCUCAUUCAUCUACCAUCACUAGAUAGUUGUUUUCUGCCUACAGUCAUACUGUGUUCUUCCUGCCUAUCUCUGAAUCCAUUCAGUUUCUUCAUCAAUGAGGGUGGUCCACAGUUGGACCAACCCAGAGACUUAUCCACGGGAAGAGGUGAUUGCCAAUCCACCAUCCAGCAGCUACAGGAAGAGCAAAGCCCUUUUGUUGUUAAGCUAACAUCUAAAUUGGAAUUGAAAUUAAACUGCUCUAGCUGGCCCGUGACCCAGAAAACCUGGUUGACCCCACUCAGCAUGCUCAGGUACAGCUGGCCUGUAUCCGUCAUACCUCAUUGAUCAGUGUUUCUAACGAGAGAGGCAAUUCAACUCUUACCUAGAUUUUCUUCAACCGACCAACGGUUUACACCAGAGCCUCCUGUUCUUUCCUACUUUGCUGUCUCCUUCCUUAGUAUAAAAAGUCUGCAUUAAGUAGAGUCCAUUCUUAGA